This is a messenger RNA of Penaeus chinensis, 865 nucleotides long. RefSeq lists its product as uncharacterized. Gene Ontology annotation, molecular function: N-acetylglucosamine 6-O-sulfotransferase activity. The record is from RefSeq and is a predicted model, not a curated record. The transcript has 6 exons. The coding region runs from base 184 to 849 and encodes 221 amino acids. Gene Ontology annotation, biological process: N-acetylglucosamine metabolic process; sulfur compound metabolic process. Lineage: Eukaryota; Metazoa; Arthropoda; Malacostraca; Decapoda; Penaeidae.
GUGUCCACACCAGGCUCAUGCUGCAGGACACGGAGCAACACGACCGGAGAGAUCCUGAGGUCCACGCUGAGAUCACAGCGGAGCGGCUGGUGUGCGUGUUGCAAAAGGGUUGCAAAGGCCAUUACAACGGCGUGCAACAUCUCCGAGGCUCCCGAGACGGUGGCGGAGGCGCAGAAGCGUAACAUGUACAAGAUGUGGGCGCAGGUCGUAGCCACCAGAUCUCGGCGAUGUGUAGCGUGCAUGGUGUUGGCGUGCAUCUUGCUCACCGUGCAGGUCAUCACGCGCCAGGUCAGACAAGAGACCGUGGUGGACGAGAGUAUGAACUCUCAGCAGCUAACGACUAUGUUGAAAGAAGACGAAGAGGCUUUCAAGCUUCCGAUCGUGCCGCCCAAAGGCUUUGAUCUGAGAGCGGCGCAAUCCGGGAAGGCGAAAGGGGACAUCUUGAAGAAUCUCUCAGAACUCGACAUCAAGCAGUUGCAGAAAGUGCAGCAAUUCGUCAAUUCCGCACAGGACCCCCAGGCAGUUGAAGAGUUUCGAAUUGAACAAGCCCUCCAGUCACUCAAAGUUCGAUUAUUAGAGGAAAUUAGCGGGCAGAAGUUCCCGGCGAUCUUGGACGCAGCAACGCGCGGCCAGGCGAUCUCCGACCGAGCCCGCCCCAGCCGACGCCAGAUCGUGAUAUCGACGACAUGGCGCUCAGGCUCUACUUUCCUGGAGGAGCUGCUGUCGUCACACCCCGCCGUCUACAACCACUACGAGCCACUCAUGCAGUUCGGCCUCAGGCAGAUCCGCGAGGGACAGGACUCGGUCAAGGCGCAGAAUCUGCUUCAUGACCUUCUUGCGUGCAGGUAGAUCACUUGAGUUGCGG